AUGGUGGAAGCAAAAUUCCUGAAUCCUCUUCCCCUUCCCUCAGACCCUCCAAAGACACACGUGACCCGCCACCCCAUCUCUGAGCAUGAGGUCACCCUGAGGUGCUGGGCCCUGGGCUUCUACCCUGCGGACAUCAGCCUGACCUGGCAGCGAGACGGGCAGGACCAGACCCAGGAUAUGGAGUUUGUGGAGACCAGGCCCGCGGGGGACGGGACCUUCCAGAAGUGGGCGUCCCUGGGGGUGCCCCCUGGAGAGGAGCAGAGAUACACCUGUGUUGUGCAGCACGAGGGGCUGCCGGGGCCCCGGGCCCUGAGAUGGGAGCCUCCCUCUCAGACCCCCUUCAUCAUCAUGGGCACUGUUGUUGGCCUGGUUGUCCUCGGAGCUGUGGUGGCUGGAGCUGUGAUGUGGGCGAGGAGGCGCUCAGGUGGGAAAGGAGGGAGCUACGCUCAGGCUGCCAGCAGUGACAGCGCCCAGGGCUCUGAUGUGUGUCUCUCGGCUUCUAAAGCGUGAGGCAGCUGCCUGUGGGGACUGAGUGAUGGAAGAUCUGUUCAGGCUCCCACUUGGUGACUCAAGAACCUCAGAUUGGGAGGCUGCCCCAGCCCUGCCCCCAGGUCCCCUCCCCACACUUCCCUGUCCAGCAGAGGCGGGGCUGCCCCCCCCCCCUUCGAUUGCACUGAUCUGCAGCUUCUUACUACUGUAUUGAAAUGAGACCCCUCCCGGCCUGUGUGGCUCAGUGGUUGAAUGUCUCCCAUCCACCAGGAGGUCUCUGGUUGAUUCCCAGUCAGGCUCAUGCCCGGGGUGUUGGCUGGAUCCCCAGUUGGGGGCGUGCAGGAGGCAGCCAAUCAAUGUUUCUCUCUCUCAUCGAUGUUUCUGUCUCUCCCUGUCCCUUCCUCCAUGAAAUCUGUACAAACAUUAAAGAAAUCGAAGAAAUAGG
Messenger RNA from Miniopterus natalensis, 934 nucleotides. NCBI's taxonomy places the organism in Eukaryota, Metazoa, Chordata, Mammalia, Chiroptera, Miniopteridae. The record is from RefSeq and is a predicted model, not a curated record.